AGACCAAAGUAUUUUGCUGAUAAAUUUAUUGGAAAAAUCGACUCAGAAUGAGUGUGUGUGGGAGCUUUUCCGCCAUUCGAUAAGAUAGGGGAGCUCGGCAAUCCAUUCAGUGCACUGAGAACCUUUACCAUGGCGAGAUUGGAACUUAUGAGAACUGUGACCCUUGCCCUGUUGCUCCUGCUGGCCAUACACUUUGGCCAGGCGGAGAUUAUUGACGGCCAGGAGGAGGCGGACCGCUUUUGUUAUCCGGAGGACUCCAAGAACUCGCGUCGCUCUUGCGAAUGCAGCAAUGUGAACGCCUCACCCUGGGGAAUGCGUGCCCUGCGCAUCGACUGCAGCUACAAGGACUACAAAGUCAAGGAUCUCUCCCUGGCGCUGCCCCUGUACAUCGACUCCUUGGACCUCUCCUGGAAUGCCCUGGACUCGGUGCCGAUCUUUGUCAGCGUCAGUCUGCGUCAGCUGAAUCUGAGGCACAACAACAUAUCGAAAGUAGUAGCUGGCAACUUUAAGCAGUUGACCAGUUUGAAGGAGCUCUACCUGGGCUGGAACAGCAUUGCCCAACUGGAGGCUAACGCCUUCGAGGGAUUGCCUCAUCUCCAAGUGCUCGACUUGGCUCACAACAACCUCCACACGCUGCCCAGUCAGCUGUUUGCCCCGCUUCUGAUUCUGGGCAGUCUGGACAUCUCCUGGAACCGCCGCUUCAACGAGUCUGGUGCGGAUCUGUACACCGGGCUGGGUGUCAACUGGAAACUGGCUACCUUGAGGCUGGAUGCCUGCAGCUUGACUGAGCUCCACCUGCCCGUAAGUGCUCCUCUAAAGGAGCUUUCCCUGAGGAGGAAUCAGCUGAAGAGGAUUCCCAGCCAGCUGCCGGAGUCCCUGCUCCGCCUGGACAUAAGCGACAAUCUGCUGGAGGAACUGCUGCCCGUGGACGCAGCCAAUCUCACCCAGGUACGCCAGCUGUUCAUCGAGGACAUGUCCCUGCUGCAGGGUGUGGUGGCCCAGGCCUUGGCCCCCUUGGAUCUCCUCGAGACACUGAGCUUCCAGAACAGCCGGCAACUGACCCAUUUCGAUGCACAGGCCUUUGGAGUCAUCUCCCCCAUCUCCGUGAAGAAGAAGGUCCUGCGCUCCUUGAGCUUUCGUGGCACUCUGCUGCGCUCCUUUAAUUCCACGCUGGCGCCGCUUUUUAACCAGCUUACCGAGCUGGAUCUCAACGGUCUCCCGCUGCAGUGUGACUGCGAGCUGGUGUGGCUGAAGCAGCUGCCCUACCAGACCAACGGCAGGUGCUACAAGCCAACCCGGAUCCGCGGCAUGCUGGUCACAUCCGCCCGUGUGGACGCCUUCAGCUGCGACACCUGGCCGAGAUGGGCCUACGGCCUGGUGGUGCUCAGCCUCAUCGCCCUCAGCGCCGUGGGCAUCUACCUGAUCGUCAUGGGACUGCGGCCCCAUCGGGGAGUCACCAUGCGCCGCAAGGUGGGCGCCGGAUCGCCCUACGCCCGCGUCACCAUCGAGCCCAAUCGCCAGGAGAACCCCCACUAGAGGUGGCUAGAAACCACACCGUACCACCUAAGUUGUUGUAACUAGCGUAAAUAUUCCAAAGACAAUAAAGACACUUAACUUAAA
Drosophila biarmipes is the source of this 1620-nucleotide messenger RNA. RefSeq names its product leucine-rich repeat-containing protein 4B. The coding region runs from base 130 to 1536 and encodes 468 amino acids. The record is from RefSeq and is a predicted model, not a curated record. Lineage: Eukaryota; Metazoa; Arthropoda; Insecta; Diptera; Drosophilidae. The transcript has a single exon. Gene Ontology annotation, cellular component: extracellular matrix. Gene Ontology annotation, molecular function: protein binding.